Molecule: messenger RNA, 861 nt
Organism: Neoarthrinium moseri
Lineage: Eukaryota; Fungi; Ascomycota; Sordariomycetes; Amphisphaeriales; Apiosporaceae
Exons: 1
Coding region: 1-861 (286 amino acids)
Source: RefSeq, a predicted model, not a curated record
AUGGCUACCGCACGAAGCACUGUGUUGAGCACGCCUAAGCUCCUGGAGCAAAUUAUGGUCAACCUCGAUCAAACCACCCUCAUCACAGCCGCCACCCGGGUACACAGCUUCUGGCACCGUUUGAUACAGACUUCUCCCCAAAUCGGCAAGACUAUUCUCUACCCAGACUGGCGCCCGACCCUCGAGCCGAGAUGCGGAUUCGGAAGAAACGAUCGCCUUCUGCUGCAGUGCCAACACCUUGUCACCGGCAGACAGGGCCGUGAACAUACAAUGAACAAAGGCGAGUUCCUGGAAAGCAUACCGCUUCCUAUCUACCACACGCUGGAGCACGACUCGUCAUCGCCUCUCAAGGAUAUGCAGGUCGCCCAUCCGCCCAUCACCAAAGUUCGAUGGCACCUAAACGACAGGCUGGUGGCUGCUACCAGUCAGGAGGAACUUGUAGACGGUCCCGGCUUCCCUGCCACGUACACGGCAGACUUCUAUUUCCCGGACGGCGUGAGAGUUGGGCAGCUCUACAACAUGCUCUCCGCCGGCAACCACCUUUGCCAUGUCAUGUGGCCUGAGCCCGGAAACCACCUGCGCCAAGCAAGCCGCUCCAACACCGACCACUGGGCCGACUUAGAGGCCGAGGAGGCCAACCGCGACAAUAUGCUGUUGAUACGCCGCGUUCCGGUGGCAGUGCGUGAGGGCCAGACGCGGGAUAAAGUCAACCUGAAAGUCUACCAGAAGAACCUUGUCAGCUUGAAGGGGGAAUACCUCGACUUCGAUUAUGUGAGCCAAUACGGAAAGGCCGGGGCCAUGAGAGAGCUAAUCGCGCGGAUGCGUGGGCCAGAGCUUGAAGCAGAUCAGUGGGCAGCAUAG